Messenger RNA from Cokeromyces recurvatus, 995 nucleotides. RefSeq names its product translation protein. The record is from RefSeq and is a predicted model, not a curated record. The coding region runs from base 84 to 923 and encodes 279 amino acids. Gene Ontology annotation, biological process: translation. Gene Ontology annotation, cellular component: ribosome; mitochondrial large ribosomal subunit. Gene Ontology annotation, molecular function: structural constituent of ribosome. The transcript is spliced from 4 exons. Lineage: Eukaryota; Fungi; Mucoromycota; Mucoromycetes; Mucorales; Mucoraceae.
AAAGGAAUAAAAUCUCCUAUUUAUAUUUUUACAUAUUUACAUAUAUUUAUAUACAACUAUUUCUUAAUCAUUAACGGAAUAGAAUGUCUUUGAGUUUAUUUAAACAUCUAACUUUUUCAACUAAUAAGGCACUAAAUCCAUCACGCAUUGUUAUAGCAGCAGCAUUUCAUACUAGUCCUCUCUCAGCUAAUGCAACCCCUGCUUCAUCACAAUGGACACCUAACUCUGUUCGUACAGGCGUCAUUGCUAGAAAGAAAGGCAUGACAUCUGUUUGGAGCGAAUCUGGUAUUCGUAUGCCUGUUACUGUUUUACAAUUAGAAAACGUGAUUGUUACAGAUAUUCGUACUGAAGAAAAACAUGGCUAUAAUGCUUUACAGAUCGGAUGCACAGAAAAGAAAGAAAAAAACGUAACAAAGCCAUUAAUUGAACACUUUAAAUCGUUGGGAGUUGGACUUCGACAAAAGUUAUUUGAAUUUCAAAUUACUAAGGAUGCCUUUUUACCUAUUGGUACUGAAUUAACAGCUAAUCAUUUUGUUACAGGUCAAUAUGUGGAUGUGACAGCGCCUUCAAUUGGUAAAGGUUUUGCUGGUGUCAUGAAAAGAUGGAAUUUUAAAGGUCUUCCUGCUUCUCAUGGUGUAUCACUAACACAUCGUUCAGGUGGUUCAACAGGCCAACGUAAGUGGCCUAGUAAAGUAUUUAAAGGUAAAAAGAUGGCUGGUCGUCUUGGUGGCGAAAAUGUUACAGUUCAAAAUUUGAAAGUUAUCAAAGUUGACCCUGAAUUAAAUUUAAUUUAUGUGAAGGGCUCUAUUCCUGGAUUUGAUGAUCAGUUCGUUAAAAUUAAAGAUGCUGUCAAAUUACGCGGCGAAAAGCUUUUUCCAAAGGAAUCCAUCCCCCCUCCUUUCCCUACAUUUAUGAGUCAAUAGUUUAGUUUAAAUAAAAGAAAGAAAGAAAGAAAGAGAGAGAGAGAGAGAAACAAAACAAAAAGAAUAAACAUA